UCCCCAGCUAUUUAUUUAUAUGUUUUCUGUCACAUGGGGUUUUGGGGUUCAAUGUGAGCUGCUCACACUGGCUCCGGCUCUUUUGGUCAUAAUGGGAAAUUAAAGGAGGAAAAAAAAUUUUAAAAAAGCAAACGGGACUCCGCAUCUUUCUGCCUGCACCUCCGACGCUGCUGUGAACGGAUCAUGCAACAUCUUAAGCCAUGGCGAGCUCUGCUCCUUUUAACGGUGCUUUUCCAACCGGGAAUCUCAGACAAAUACGGUUGCCUGUUUGAGAGAAAACUGUGCACAAGGGAUCAGUUCUGCUCAGAUGAUGGGCUGUUUGGACAGUGUCGUAGCUCUAAGCAGGACCUGGUCCAGUACCAGGUGACAGUUCCUGUUCUGAAGAGGAUGCAGGAAGUCCUCAAACAGCUUAUGCUACAAGGUCUUUCCUGGCAGGACGACAUCACCCAGUAUAUUUUAUCAAAGGAACUGAAGAGAGUUCCCCACACCACCCUCCCCUCUAAGCCAAACUCCUCUUCCCCCUCUUCCCAUUCAUCUCAGUCCAAACAGCACAUCCCCCAUCACCACACUUCUAAAACAGCGUCCACACUUCCUGCUGGAAAUUAUGUGGACUACAUGAUUGUCGAGCCUCCUCAGUCCCCGCUACGCAUGCAGACAGCCUCCAUCGACCCAUACACAUACCACCAGCAUAGGUACCAAGAUGAAGCAGAGAGAUCCCUCAUCGGGGCAGUAGGUGGUUAUGCCCGUCCCUCUUCACGGUCCCAGGCCAAUCAGAGAGAGCGAGAGCGUGACAGGCAGCUGCUGCAAGAAGCCUUGUCUCUCUACCUGGCAUCUGCACAGCCGUCUUAUCGCCACCGAGGGGCUGCUUCCAUGGCUCCUGCAGGUCUGCCUUAUUACGAGGACUUGGAACUGGAUAUACCAGUGGACUACGUGGAAGACUACACUCUAGAGGAGAGACUCGGUACUACAGGCAGGCAACAAACACCGCAGAAUAAAAAGGUUCCACCAGACUACAGCACCCUGUCCGGAAACAAUGACCACUUGUUCCAGAGGAUGUCAGGAGUCCUGCAGAAGUACGGAGUUGACCCCAGAGAGCUCAGUCAAGAGCAGCUCUACAAGCUAGCUCUCAUUCUGAAGCUGCUGCAGGCCCAAGAAAAAACAGAUCCAAAUGAGAAAGACCUCGUCACCCUCAAGGAGAUGCAGCUGUUAAAAACAGACAGUAUGACCAGUAAGCCAGAGAAACCUGCCCCUGUUCCCGGUCCACCUGAUGCCCCCUCUGCCCCUUCCUCUGCCUCGGUUGCAGCCACACCUCCAGCCAAAAGCACCAGCCCCCCAUCUGCCUCCCAGCGUCCUCAGGCUGCUCCUGCUGAAGCUGGACAGGGCUUGAGGGAGCAGAGACCGCCACUGGUGGAGGGAACAGGAGCCAAGGAGGAGUACGGGUACAUUGUCACCAACCAGAGUCCUCUGAGUUUGUAUGAUGGAGUGAAGCUGUUGGAGCUACUGGCCGAUAAAAUACACCUGACAACCAGCAGCUUCAUCAACAUCAGUGUGGUGGGCCCCGCAUUGACAUUUCGUAUCCGCCAGAAUGAACACAACAUGACUGCUGCAGAGGUGGCUGCUAAAGCUGUAUCUGAAAAGAACUUCCUGGAGUCGGAGACAGGCCUGAAGAUUGUACAGACUGGUGUGGGAGAGAGGACAGAUGCACGGGGUCUCCCUCAAGUAACUAGGGUUUCCCAGGGCUCCAGUGGGACAGUCAUCACCCUUGUUUCCAUGGCAGUCGUAGGAGGAGUGUUAGUAUUGGCCAUGGCAGUAGCUUGUCUCAGGCACUACGCUCACCAAGUGGCCAAUGGCAAGCUUGGCCUGGGGCCAGAGGCAGGAGCUGAAACACACUUUGACUACCAGGAGCUAUGUCGGCAGCACAUGGCGUCCAAAUCCUCCCUGUGCCGCCAGGAUUGUGUGGGCGGGGUGAGCAGCAGCAUGGCUGGGUCUGCAAUAGCCACAGGUGCUGGCGGUCGACGGGGAACGGACACGUCCCGCGUCAGCAGCGUUUCCUCCCAGUUCAGUGAUGGUCCUCAGCACAGCCCGUCCUCCACCCACAGCUCCACCCCAUCCUGGAGUGAAGAGCCUGCCCAGUCUAAUAUGGACAUCUCUACUGGUCACAUGAUACUGGCGUAUAUGGAGGAUCACCUGCGUAAUAAGGACCGCCUUCAGAAGGAGUGGGAGGCGUUGUGCUCCUACCAGGCUGAGCCCAGUUCAGUGGCUGUGGCUCAAGCCCCGAGCAACAUGGACAAGAACAGACAGGCUGAAGCCCUCCCCUAUGAUCAUUCCCGCGUGAAGCUGAAAACUGAGCUAAACCCCAAUAAACAAGAUUACAUCAACGCAAGCAUCAUUUCUGAUCAUGACCCUCGCCAACCAGCUUACAUCGCCACACAAGGACCUCUGCCUCACACUGUUGCUGAUUUCUGGCAGAUGGUGUGGGAGAACGGCUGCACAGUGAUAGUGAUGAUGACAGCUCUGGUGGAAGAUGGAGAGAAACAGUGCGAGCGAUACUGGCCUGAUGAGGGUUCAUCACUCUACCACAUCUAUGAGGUGAACCUGGUGUCAGAGCAUAUCUGGUGUAAGGACUUCCUGGUGCGUAGCUUCUAUCUGAAGAACGUUCAGACGCAGGAGACCAGAACCUUGACGCAGUUUCACCUGCUGAGCUGGCCGGCUGACGGCAUCCCCACCUCGACACGGCCGCUGCUCGACUUCCGCAGGAAGGUGAAUAAAUGCUACAGAGGUCGUUCCUGCCCAAUCAUCGUUCACUGCGGUGAUGGCACUGGCCGAACUGGCACAUACAUCCUCAUUGACAUGGUGCUGAACCGCAUGGCCAAAGGAGUGAAAGAGAUUGACAUUGCAGCUGCACUGGAGCACAUCCGAGACCAGAGACCUGGCCUCGUUUGCACCAAGGACCAGUUUGAAUUUGCGCUGACAGCAGUAGCUGAGGAGGUGAAUGCCAUCUUGAAAGCCCUGCCUCAGUGAGCUGCAGUACCGGAGAACACACCGAGGACAUACACUGGCACAAAACAAAUACACGCUCCUAAGGACACACUCAGUUACGUAUGUCUGGCCAUCACUGUACAUAAGAAUUUGCUCUGCCACACUUGGAGCAGUUACUGCUCUUGUUUUCAGCAUGCAGUAUUUCACCAUGUACUUAAUCAUUGGGUUUUUAAAACUUUUGGGGAACUUCAUUUUAUGAAAAAAUGCAUUCAGUGAUUGCCAGUAUGUAAAUGCAGACUUGAAUUUUUUUCUCAACAUUAUGGAACUCAUUAUGCUUUCUGCGGUUUUUACCUAAUUAGACGACAUUGAGGCCAUCAGAUGUGAAUUACAAAGAGUAAAAACUUGGGAAUCCAAAUGACAUUGUUAUGUGAUCACACAGUCAGACAGAAUAGUGUAUACUUCUGUAUGAUUGUAAUGACAUAAUAUUAAAACAUUGUUUACCUAUUGUAAUGACAUCUGAUUCCAUCUUUGCCUAUUGUCGUCAACCCUUUUACACAAUGACAUGAUUACCUCAAAUGAUCAGUCAACAUCAACAGAUGGUUUACCACCAACACGGAGCAUUUGUUUGGCUGUUGUGCUAAACAUUUCAAUUUUCUUGGAAUAAUGAUAAAAUAAUGUUAAGUCCAUUGACACGCUUAUCAAAUUUCCAAGGUGUCCAUCUUGCUGAUGCACAGUAAGGUUUCUGUUUCUUUUAACUCUGAGUGUGGUGUUGCAUUUCCACCUGAAUACUGUAUUCUGCUGUCUAGUGUGUGUGUUUAUUUUGAGCAAGUUUUUAUUUGUGAGGCUUGUCUUUGCCUUGACAACAUGAUUGUUUGCUUAACUGGUCAUUUUGUAACAGAUGAUUGACCAUAAAUUGACCGUACAUUGACCAUAAAGUACCCAUCGCCUUUUUUCUUUCUCUCUCUGAACUCCUAUUGUUGGAUUAUUUUAUUGUCUUACUCGGUGUACAACCAUGUGAUUAAUGUAAAUAAUUCACCCUGAUGAUUGUGUUUAUUUCAUGUAGCAGACAGAUAGAAAAUAUCUAUAAAAAUGUAUUUUUGACUUGAAUAAAUUUGUGAUGUGAUGCAGCAAAGAGCAGAAAAUCCUUGAGUGCUCAUUUUCAAAACCAAGGUUUUUAGUGGGCGGGCUUUUUGCUUUGCAAAAAAUGUUAAAAUGGCACAUUAAAACA
Messenger RNA from Thunnus maccoyii (southern bluefin tuna), 4207 nucleotides. It is a transcript of the gene ptprna, whose product is annotated as protein tyrosine phosphatase receptor type Na. The transcript has 24 exons. NCBI's taxonomy places the organism in Eukaryota, Metazoa, Chordata, Actinopteri, Scombriformes, Scombridae. Gene Ontology annotation, molecular function: protein tyrosine phosphatase activity. Bases 184 to 3021 code for a protein of 945 amino acids. Gene Ontology annotation, biological process: protein dephosphorylation. Gene Ontology annotation, cellular component: secretory granule. The record is from RefSeq and is a predicted model, not a curated record.